AUGACCAACAAGGCAAAGGAAGACGCUGAGAAGCGCAAUGCUGCGGCGGUGGCAAAGUGCCUGGCUGAGCACACCUUCCCUCCCAAGCUUAGUGGGUGGGAGUUCUUUAAAUCCAUUGGAUCCCCCAAACACGUCAUUGCCCCUAUGGUUGAUCAGUCGGAGCUGGCUUGGAGAGUGCUGAGUCGUCGCUAUGGUGCUGACCUGUGCUACACACCCAUGUUCAACGCCAAGCUGUUUGCGAAGGAUGUCAAGUACCGUGAUGAACACUGGGCGGGUCUCAAGGACGGACUCGGAGGAGGCGGACCCAACGAUCGACCCCUUAUCGUUCAGUUCUGCGCAAAUGAGCCUGAAUACUUGCUGCAGUCGGCAUUGCUCGUUGCCCCUUACUGCGACGCUGUGGACAUCAACUUGGGUUGCCCUCAACACAUUGCUCGGAGAGGACACUAUGGAUCAUUCUUGAUGGAGGACUGGCCAUUGAUCUCGUCCCUUAUCUCGACUCUUCACAAGAACCUCCCCAUCCCCGUCACCGCUAAGAUCAGAGUAUUCCCCGAAGCUGAAAAGACGGUUGAGUAUGCAAAGAUGGUCGUCGCUGCAGGAGCACAGAUUCUGGUCGUCCACGGACGUCUCCGAGAGAUGAAGGGUCAUCUGACAGGUGUCGCAGAUUGGGAAAAGAUCAGAUUGGUUCAGGAGGCUGUUGGUCAUUUGGUCCCUGUCAUUGCCAACGGUAACAUUCUCUACCAUGAAGACGUUGCCGAUUGCAUCGAGAAGACAGGAUGUGUGGGAGUCAUGUCGGCAGAGGGCAGUCUUUACAAUCCAGCCAUCUUUACCCCCGGCCACCCAGAGAGCUGGCGCUUGGCAGAGGAGUACUUGACGAUCUGUGAUGAGCUUGACACCAAGAUUGCAUAUGUCCGCGGACACCUCUUCAAGAUAUUCCGUCCCAGUUUGAACGUCCAUGUCGACCUUCGAUCCGAUCUCGGACUUGCCAACUCGCGGGAGGCCAUGUGGGAAGUGACACGAAAGUUGAAAGAACGAUUGAUCGAGGAUGAGGAAAAGUCGCGCGCGAGUGGCGAGAGCUUUGAAGGACGCAAGGACGAGCAGGGUUUCCCCAUCUUGCCUCAUUGGGUCGCACAGCCAUAUUUCAGGCAACCCAUGCCCCCACAGGAAGCCAAGAAGGACGAGAACCAGGAACAGGAAGGCAAUGCUACAGCCACAACAGCCUCAGCAAAACGAUCUGCGGACGAAUCAGGACACCGCGACUCCGAGGACCACACCAACACGACUGUCAAGUCCAAGAAAACUAUGUCAGAGGCGGAGCGGAAUCGGGUGAAGAACAAGAAGGCCAAAUAUGCGGCGACCAAGUGUCAGAAUGAGAAGGGAUGUAACAAUGCCUUUUCGGCGACCUGUAGCUUCCACCGGUGCAGGGGAUGCUGCCGACAGUAUCAGCGCGAAAUUGAGCUGUAUGAUUGUCCUCCGCACGGGAUCCGAUCGAUGCAGAAGGAGAUGCAUAUCCGUCUUCCCCGUGUGGACUCUGACGAGGCCAUUGGCGGUGUUGCCCUCGAGGGUAUGAUUGUCGGGUCGUCCGCGGCUUCCUCUGUGGCUCCUGCUGUGGAGGGUGAAGAGCAAGUACCCAAGCCAGCGGAGCGUUGCCUCAUUCUUUAA
This is a messenger RNA of Linnemannia hyalina, 1659 nucleotides long. Lineage: Eukaryota; Fungi; Mortierellomycota; Mortierellomycetes; Mortierellales; Mortierellaceae. The record is from the annotation of a GenBank genome assembly.